GUUACACCAUCUCCAGGCUCACUCUAUUGGUGCCAGGAGAGAGAGACAAUACACAGCCACACAAUUAUUCAGCUGCGGCGUCACUCCGGCUGGGCUUCAUUAGGGGCAUCAUUUUAAUCUUAUCUGUUGUCAUCUGCAAACUGAGACUGACAGGACCGGAGAGGAUUUCUACGUUUCCAGUAGAUGUUCUCUGAUUCUGAAUCUUAUCUUGUAUUAUCAGAAAAGAGGAAAUCUCUCCACUUUCACCACACAACCAUCUCUAUUGUUUCCAGUGGAAUUAGAAGAGGAAGAACAUCACUUUCGCCAGAUCUUAUCACAAAGUCAACAAGAGAUUUAAAAUUCUCUCUCUCUCUCUCUCUCUCUCUCUCUCUCUCUCUCUCUCUCUCUCUCUCUCUCUCUCUCUCUCUCUCUCUCUCUCUCUCUCUGGCUAAUUUUAAGGCAUUAUUUUAAUUUUGUUGACUUUUUAAGUUAAUUUAUUAUUUAAUUAUUAGAGACAGGGAGAAGACCAUGCCAAGAACUGGAAACAAUGUUUUAUUGUAAAAGAAACCAAAGAAACCCCUUGUCUUGAUUUAAGCAUUAUUGUGGGGAUUUCCAUUGAACUUCGAGAACCACCUUGAAUCUGUUCCUUAGAGAGAAUCAUUUGCUUUGUUUCUAGGCUAUAUUUGUUACUUCAAGCGCUGAAUAUGAUGCUAAGCCCUGACCAGACGGACUCUGACCACCCGUGGGCUCAGUCUGACGCUGAAUCUGUGCUAAAUGAUAUGAAAGUAGGCUGCAUUUCAGACGACCCGGGAGAUGGAGAGGGAAAGAUCAGAACGAUUGCUACACAGAACCUUACCCGGGAAGAGAAGCGCAGGAGACGAAGAGCCACAGCCAAAUACCGUUCGGCACACGCUACGCGGGAGAGGAUCCGCGUGGAGGCUUUCAACGUGGCAUUUGCAGAAUUGAGAAAAUUACUGCCGACCCUUCCCCCUGACAAGAAGCUGUCAAAAAUUGAAAUCCUCAGGCUGGCAAUCUGCUACAUCUCUUAUUUAAACCAUGUUCUGGACGUGUAGAGAGGAAUGGUAUAGAAUAUAUAUUUUAAAGGUGGGAAUAUCGCAAAACCUUAAGUUUUAUUUUAGAAGAAAAUUGUGUUUGACUCCUGCAGUAGGCCUAUGCAGUGUGGAAUUUAAAGAAACCGAAGAAGAACGAAAAAUAAAUCCACGGCCAUUGCAAAUGAUUAUUUUCUGUGGGGUUUCUUAUGUUGACAAACGAAAACAUGAAAUAAAAUGAAACACGCAUAUAAUGCAAUAAGAAAAAAAGGGGGAAAAAACAAAAAUAAUCUUGCUUAACUUGAACACAGUAAUUCUUUGCAGGCUGUCAAAUGCAACCUGAACUUGUCGCAAAUACUGUUUUAGGCUAUGUUUGUGAACUUAAUAUUAUAUUUAAUUAGGGGGAAAAAAGAUCUGGCAAAGAUCCGUAAAAAAGGGGAAAAGACAAAAAGAAAAAUCAGAUAUUUUCCAAGCUAAGUGCCACUUCUUUCCAAAAACAUCUAUUUGUGACCUUAAUAUUUGAUGUUUUAUUUCUGUUGUUUAUUUAUUUAUUUAUUUAUUUAUUUAUUUAUAGUUGUGUGUUGUUGUUUUUUUUUUUUUUAAAGUGCUGGUGUUUUAAAAUAAUAAUUUGUGCCAAUAUGUUUUUACGGUCCAUUGUUUACAUUUUUAAAUGUUUAUUGCAUAAUUAUUUAUAUUUUUAGUCCGUGUUUUUGGGGGCAUAAAAGUGAUAUUUUGCUCUUCUAUUGCACUUGUAAGUGGUCCGUUUCUGUUUAAGAUAUUUUGUAAAUUGAAUUGUCUCUUAAGGAAUUAUUUUCGUCUACGAUUAGCACUUCACUUUGGGUAGAACCCUUAGAAUACUUGUUGAUAUCAGCAGUGUCUGGAAAUGUAGUUUGUAUUGCAAACGUUUUAAGGUUUCUUGGAAUUUAAUGACAGUUUCAGCAUGUUUUGAAAAGGGUGUGCAUACCAGAUGUAUGUCAUUAAAUCACCACCUUUAAAUAAGUCGCCUUGGAUAAAGGCGUCUGCUAAAUAAACAAAUAAUAAUAAUAAUAAUAAUAAUAAUAAUAAUAAUAAUAAUAAUAAUAAUAAUAAUAAUAAUAAAUAGUCCAAAAAGUGGUAACAAAUUCAGCUCUUUUAAAAUAAAACAUAAGAAUCCUAGAUAAAAAAAAAAUUGCGACUUAUUUUUUAGUAUGUCACUUUGAAAAACAUUUGUGUCAUGUUAAAUGCAGUCGUUAAAUUCCAGUCAGCCUUUGUUUUGCUGCGACCAAAAAUAGGAGUUUUCUAAUGUCAUUUGUAUUUAUGUGUUUAUUUAUUGUCGGUGUCUCUGAUGUGAACCUCUUAACACAAUAACUGAUUUUUAUAUAGGAAAAAAAACGACAUAUCUGCUAGCCAAAGAUUUUUUGUCUUCAGGGGUUUUAUUGUGUCUUCGUUGCUUUAUAGCACAUGGUAUUUUGUAGUGAGGUAGCUAUAUUAAGCUGGUUUCUAAUGAACACAGUUUUUCAUAUCCUUAAUGGCGAGCUGUUUUGAAAAUAAAUAUAUAAAAAAUGUAUAUUGUCUCUUGUUUUUGUGUUUAACUUUUUUCAAUGGUUACAGUUUACAAAAAUGCAGAAAGUUAACAUUAGGUUGUCUGAAAAUGAUUUUGCACACAAUGCUGCACAUAAAGCAUCAUGUUAAAAUAUUAAACGAAUCUAUGCACUUUCUCCAAACCUUUAGAUAAAUUUAACUCAAUUAUAUAAUUUUAUAUAAGGCGUAGAUUAUAUACUUAAUUAUAUAACCCUAUAGCUCCAUUGAAGCCACUGAUUUCUUCUUGAAUAUACCGAUAUUCAAUUGUAUUCUGAUUUUGUUACUUCGUUGAAAGUUUUGUUUUAACUGUAGAGAAAGGGGUGUUGUAACGUAUACUUUGAUAUUUGGGGACUGCUAUUUGGAAUAGCUGUUGGACAGCGCUAUUGCUUGUGAAAUCCAUUGAACAAAUUGACAUUGGCUAUGAUGUCAAAAAAAUUUAGUUUGCUGAUUUUAUAUAUAAAACAUUAUUUGGAAGUGUGGAUUUCAGUUUAUUU
Acipenser ruthenus (sterlet) is the source of this 3082-nucleotide messenger RNA. Its product is annotated as helix-loop-helix protein 2. The coding region runs from base 684 to 1052 and encodes 122 amino acids. Gene Ontology annotation, biological process: regulation of transcription by RNA polymerase II. The transcript has 2 exons. The record is from RefSeq and is a predicted model, not a curated record. Gene Ontology annotation, molecular function: DNA-binding transcription factor activity, RNA polymerase II-specific; RNA polymerase II cis-regulatory region sequence-specific DNA binding; protein dimerization activity. Lineage: Eukaryota; Metazoa; Chordata; Actinopteri; Acipenseriformes; Acipenseridae.